AGAAGGAGUGGUGGUGGAUGAAUAGGUAUCGAUAUCUCGAAAAAAUUUGAAGUUUAUCAAGAAUAUCAAAAUAAAAAAUAAACUAUCAUAGCCGAAUAUUGGGAAUGGGAUAUUUAAAUAAUAAUUAUUAUUUUCUUAAAUAUUGACUGCAUAAAAAAAGUAAUACAUUAUCAGAAAUUUAUAGAACCGUCUGCAAAGCAGCUGUAGCCUUUCGUAGUUUGGCUCUUAUAUCAAACAAUCCAAAGAUGUCAAAUCCGGAGAACUACAAAGAAGCCUCCUCCAUUUACGAUUUCAGUGCAAAAGAUAUCAAAGGUGAAGUGGUCUCUUUAGAAAAAUACAAAGGACAUGUCUGCAUAAUAGUGAAUGUAGCCUCCCAAUGUGGUUACACAAAAAAUAACUAUGCAGAAUUAAAUGAUUUGUUUGAUGAAUAUGGCGAAUCCAAAGGGCUGAAGAUACUUGCGUUUCCGUGUAAUCAGUUUGCGAAUGAAGAACCAGGAGAUAACGCCACCAUCUGCCAGUUCGUGCAAAACAAAAACGUAAAGUUUGAUGUGUUUCAAAAAAUCAAUGUUAAUGGUGACGACUCUCAUCCUCUAUGGAAUUAUCUGAAAUACAAACAAGGAGGCACCCUUGGAGACUUUAUCAAGUGGAAUUUUACCAAGUUCAUUGUUGACAAAAAUGGGCAACCAGUUGAGAGACAUGGACCAAGUACGAAUCCCAAAGAUUUAGUGAAGUCACUUGAAAAAUAUUGGUAAAUAAUGUUACUUGUAUAUUUGCUUUUUAUCUAAGUCAUGUAAUCUAAAAAAUAUUUAUAAGUGAUACCUACAAUUUUAUUUAUGCUAAAAACUGUUAAAAAAUCGUUUAUAUACCUAUUCAAUGUCUUUUUUAUUUGUUUCAUUUUAAUGCUUUUGUUUUCAAAAUUCUGUAGGUAUAGCUUUAGAUUUGACUGUAUUCGCUUUCUAGUAUUUUAUUUCUUACAAUAAUUGUUAAUCAAUUUUGCACCAAUAAAGGUAUUUUUUUAGUCUU
This is a messenger RNA of Diabrotica virgifera virgifera (western corn rootworm), 1023 nucleotides long. RefSeq names its product phospholipid hydroperoxide glutathione peroxidase. Gene Ontology annotation, molecular function: glutathione peroxidase activity. NCBI's taxonomy places the organism in Eukaryota, Metazoa, Arthropoda, Insecta, Coleoptera, Chrysomelidae. The record is from RefSeq and is a predicted model, not a curated record. Bases 246 to 752 code for a protein of 168 amino acids. Gene Ontology annotation, biological process: response to oxidative stress. The transcript is spliced from 2 exons.